GCUUCCAUGUGCGUUCUGUUUCUGUUUCUGUCUCUGUCUCUCUCUCUCUCUCUCUCUCUGCGUGUGCGUCUCUCUCCCUCUCUUUCUAUCUUUCUCUUUUUCUCCGUUUCUCCUUUUCUCUUGGCCGACCUUGGUUCUGCAUCGAUGCCCAGCCCGCUUUCGAGAGUGUAUGACGACGACGACGCCGACGCUGCCGAAGCCGCCGAAUCGAGUCCGACGUACCCGAACUGGCGCCGUUGCACCACCCAUGGUGUCUUGCUGGGGUCAGACAGGCAGGGCCUCGACGCCGUUAGGGCUGAGAUCAGAGUGCUUGGAGACAUGUGCACGAUUGACGGCCGAUCCGUUUUGGGCCACGUUUCCUGCUCUGGCCACAUGAGGGCUGUGGGUGGAACUGGCCCAUGCUCUCUCCCCCCCCGUCUUUCUCUUGUGCUCGGAGCCGAAAUAAAGUACCGGGAGCGUUUUGUUUGUUUUGGUGUGCCAGGCCCGGUGCUGCUGCUGCUGCUGCAUGCUUCCCAAAGUCAAAAGGAGUCGGGUCCAAUGGAAUUGAGUUGGAGAGGGAAACCCAGGAGGGCUGCAUGCAGUCUUGGGCCCCUUGGCAGACAAGAAGGUUUUUGGGUUUCGUCGAUCCGUUCUUAGCGAGACUACCAAAUCCCCUCCCUCUUGGCGUCGGCACCAUGAGGGCAUCCGCACGGGAUCGUCACCUGGGAUCCUUUGGACGGAUUCCAUUGUCCUUACGCAUUCAUCCAUUACCCACGAAGCCUGAGUCAGGAUGGGGAUGCAGAUGGAAUGAAGAAAUUACGAAGUUGGAAAACAUAAAACAUGAAAACCAAAAUAGAAAUAGAACAAAACUUGUCUGAAAUUAACAAAAUGAAGAAGGGAAAAAACCAACCGACUAAACUGGGGGGAGAGAUAGAGAGAUGGAGAGACAGAGAUAGAGAGACAGAGAGACGGAGAGAUACAGAGACAGAGAGACAGAGAGAGGUUCUUAGCGCGCCUCCACUUUGCGAGACACCGAGAUGCCGGGAGAUGCCCUCGAGACAGGACGGUUGACGACUUGACCGAGGGCAACGGAUGAGAAGGAGACACAGAAACACUACAGACGGACAGACGGACAGACGGAC
Colletotrichum navitas is the source of this 1121-nucleotide messenger RNA. RefSeq lists its product as uncharacterized. Lineage: Eukaryota; Fungi; Ascomycota; Sordariomycetes; Glomerellales; Glomerellaceae. The coding region runs from base 7 to 636 and encodes 209 amino acids. The record is from RefSeq and is a predicted model, not a curated record. The transcript has 2 exons.